Molecule: messenger RNA, 2856 nt
Organism: Oryzias melastigma (Indian medaka)
Lineage: Eukaryota; Metazoa; Chordata; Actinopteri; Beloniformes; Adrianichthyidae
Exons: 5
Coding region: 909-2174 (421 amino acids)
Source: RefSeq, a predicted model, not a curated record
AUCCCUACUCAAACUCUAAGCUAGCAUUAGCAUGCCAAAACAAAAAUGGUGAGCAAGAUCUGAGCUAUCCAGCUCCACAGUUUUGAGUAAGAUAGUUUAGAUGAGGAAAAGGAAGACAUACAUGGAUCUAUUCAUCUUCAAAUGAAUGUUUCAGAAUUGUAGUGGAGUAAAGAGACAUUGGUCUGCCUGUGACAGUUGGUGCGUCACAAACCUGAGCUUCUCCAAACCAUGUUUUCAUCUGCUUCUGAGCCAACAUGAUUUGAAUACAGAAAUACCAACAAGUGCAGUUUUAAAUUAUUUUAUACACAUCCUAUCACUAAGUAUCAUAUCAUUAAGUAUUAUGCAUACACAAAUCAACAAUUGUGCACUCAUAAAUCCAAACAGUAAGACAUAAGUUACAUGUCAAGUAUUAGGCACACAUGUUUUGAGACUGUUUUAUCUCCAUACAUCUCUUGGUUCUACAACAGUCAAUAAGUUCUCACGGAGUAAAAAAAAAAAAAAGCACAUAUUUUUGUUCCUUAGUCCGCGUAGAAUCAUAAGCAGAUGUAAAAUGGACUACUUUUUGUGUUCUUGCUUUUCCUUCUUUUUUUAUAUAGACUUUCAUAUAAGACAACAUAAGACCCAUCGUUGGUCCUAUAAGUUGUUCCUUUAGUGCUGACGUACUCUGUGCACACCUUAGAUAGAGGAGAGAGAAACGGAGCGACACAGGAGGGGGAGUCAUUCUGCAAAGACCCAACUUGCAGCCGGGCGCAGAGAGGACGCACGCGGCGCCGCUGGACAUGCAUGCAGCUUCUCCCGCUUCUCCCUGAAGUGAAUGCAUGGAUGAUGACAGCGGGGCUGGCUGAGUAGCGCGCACGGAGAGCCCCCGGCAUCGCCCUGGCGCUCAUCUGACGGAUUUCCCCGGAGCGAUGGACGGCGUGCAGCCAGGAAACGCCGGAGUUGCCGGGAUCGGGGGGGACGCGGAGGGAAAGUACCGCGCUCUCGCCUAUGACACGGCGGUCAGCACCCUGCUGGCCGUGGCCCUGUACGUGGUGGUGAAAGUGAGCCUGGACGGCUUCCGGCAGUGGCGGGCCAGGAUCUCGGUGCUGAUCGUGGGUUCGGGACCCGUGGGGCUGACGGCCGCCCUGGUCGCUGUCCGCUCCGGGAAGGUGCUGAAGCUCACCGUGCUGGACGAGAGGUACCGGAGCGCCCUGCUCUGCCGCCCCCAGCAGAUCGCGCUGGACCCCCGCAGUGUGAAGUUCCUGCUGGGACUCGGAGUAGACUUUGAUAACAUGGAGGGCUGCUGGAAUAACGGACACUUCUUCACCAGAAUUGGAGUUUUUCAGGAGUACCUGCUGAGCAUCCUGGAGCAGAAGAAACAGAGAGUGGAGGUCAAAGUGCAACUGGGAACCAAGUUUUCAGAAGAAUACCUGAGGCGGAUCCCGCACAGUUCUUGGCCCCGUGUGAUCGUGGUGGCCGACGGCUCGUGCGGCGACUCCUGCUCCGUGUUGGGAAUCAGCUCCGACUACUCGGUGGAGUCCUGCCAUGCGUACGGAGCGAACGCCACCAUAGAGAGAUUAGACCAGAGACAGGUUCCCACGCCGGAGAUCCGCGCACACAGUCUCUACUUUGACCUGUCUGCCUAUGGAGUGGAAGCCCUCCGAGAACACAGGAAUCCAACAGCCAAGUCUGGCUUCCACUUAAAGAUCUAUGGUACCUUCAGGAACCGCUACAUGGCUCUUGUCUGCCCAAGUUCUGACACCAAGAUGGUCCGCUUCCUCAGACACACCUCAAACUCAUCUAUCAUGAAGAACAUUUUUUACCAGUCCUUCAACGCCUACAAGACGGACAUCGAACCUCGGCUCAAUGACGUGACGCUUCACCACAUGCAGUGCAGCCGCCGGCUCUUUGAGAUCCAGCUGUCGCACAGACGCAUCAGCGCUGCCUACAUCGAAGGUGACAACGCUGCUGUCAUCGUGGAGGGGGAGGCUGCACGAGUCCUCAAUUUUGACACAGGCUUUGGAGUCAAUCUGGGGAUGCGUGGUCUGGAGUCCGUGGGGACCUUCAUCUACCGGGCAGCCACAGCCGUGGACCAGAAUGAUAUUUUGGAGGCGCUGUCAGCUAAGAUGCAGCACUCCAGACAGGUGGCUGAGACAUUCAAACACACAGGCCUGACCGAGUCCAUGUAUGAAUGAAGGUAACGGAUGGAGGACUUGGUGGAUGGUUAGCGCCCCCCUGUGGGCGGCGGUGCCUUCAUAGGAAGGUGUUCAGUAAAGGGAGAAGCAGACUAAGUGACUGCAAACCUUAAGGAAUCUGUCAUUUCUGUGUUCUUGUGAUGCACAGUUUCUGGGAAGUUUGCAGGAAUCCGUGUUGUCAUUUAUAUUUUUCAACAUUUCAUAUUUUCAGAGGAGCCUUUUGUAUCAUUUUUCACUGGUGCAGUAAAACUACGGUCAUUCAUCAGUAACACUCAAAUGUAGAAACAAACGGAAAAAAACAUUUGACUUAAAGUCAUUUCCACCUGUGUUUAACUCCCUGAAACAGACAAAUGUUGAACUUCAAGCUCAUGGACUGCCUGAUGCAGCAUUUCUGAAGGAUUAAAAAAAAAAAAAAAAAACGAAGACCACACAUGUAAAGCAGGAGGCAGACAGCAGCCGUUUCACCGUGUUUAUCUGAUGACGUGGUGAUGAUUGUCUUUGAGUUUGCUGCAGUGGCCUGUUUCCCUGAGCUGCCUUGUAAAUGAGAUGUUUGAUUACAGGAAUAAGUGGCCUAUGACAUAUAUUGUAUUUUUUAUUUUAUUUUACAUUUUGGUCAUUGUGAUGUGAAAAGCUUUAAUAAAAAACGGUGAUGUGCCAAUAAAAGUUGGGGAAACAUCUACAA